CCAGCUCUGUGCCUCACCACAUCCUUCCUUUAUUCCUUCACCUGCUGAUAUAUAGUGCACCCUGUCUUACUAUCACUCUAACCUUUUCUUGUCUCACUGUCACAACCCUGCCACUCUGCCUUACUGUCACACCCUGUACCUUCACCCUGCUUCAUUCUCUCACCUUGUAUACUUAUUCUGUUCUUUCACCUUUCCACACCCUGCCUUAGUCCAUAGUCCCUUACCUUUCUCACCCUGCCUUAGUCCUUAGUUUCACUCUUACACCCUAUAGUCUGAUUCUGCUUCAUCCUAUCUCACCCUAAAGAUACUCACCACUCCUCUCGCAUCCUUCUGUACUCUUAGCAUGCACCCUCACACCCUGCAGUCUCCUUGCCAUGCCUAGUAUACUCUUCCAUACACUAUUGCCAGCCUGUCACACUCCUGUUCAAGGGUUUUCAAGAUUCAGCUGCCUAGUACCAUCAAUGGUUGGUCUCAAGUCUCUUAUGUGUAUGUGCUAUGCCUGCAGAGCUGUCACAAAAAUAUAGAUUAAGACACAAGCCACACAAGAUUCCACUAAACCUACAUGUGACAGUCCCUAUGAAGACAUCUGUGUUUGUGUUGUGCCUGUGGUGGUCUCCUGCAGAAGGCUGAGGUCCACUGAGGUCACUGCUUGCUGGGCAUUACUCCAAAGGAGGUUUAUAAAGAGAAGAUUGUGUACUUGAGGAAACUUUCAAUAAUGAACACUGAGUCAGGAAUGAGAAUAAAAGAAAGGAACACAAGUCAAAAGAAAGAAAAAAAAAACUAUUGUAUUUGAACUGUGUGAUGAAUUGAGACAGGAAUAGAGAUAAGAAAAGGGAAAAAAACCUGUUGUGCUUUGAUUGAUUCAUUGAGGCAAGAAUGCACAUCAAAAGAAAAGAAGAAAAAAAUGUAUUGUAUCUGCAUUGACUGAAAGAUUUAGACAGGAACAUUGAAAAAUAACUCCUAUACUUUGAUUGACUAAUUAGGAACAUAACUAACACCAUAACUGAGAAGAACUCCUGUACUUUGAUUGUCAGAUUAGGAACAUACCAGCACCAUAACUAAGAAGAACUCUUGUACUUUGAUUGACUGACUGGAAACACAUUUGGCACCAUGAGACUCCUUGUCAACGACUUGUGGCUCCAAAUGUACUUUUCUGUGCUGAUGUGAAUAAAAGUUACAAAUUUGAAACAGCAACAAAUCUUUGGCACCUAACUGGUCUAUUUGAUGCAAUGACACUGGUCUACCCGAAACGUGAACUACAGAAAUAGAGAAGUAACUAAGUACUGAAGAGUAAGAAUCAAAGAAAGAAGGGUGUGGAAAAAAAGAUUAAGAGAUUGUGAUGUGAAUGAAGUUUGAUAAGAUAGAUUUUGUGUGAGGGUGCAGAGUGAAUAUAGAAGAGAAAGAGUGAAAAGAGAAAGAAAUUAAUUGUAAUGUGAGUGAAUGUACUGUAAAAGAACAAUGAGAUAAAGGUGUCAUGUGGAGGUGUAAGUUGAGUGUAGAAGAAGAGAAAUGAAGUGUGAAAAAGAGAAGAAAGGGGAGUAUGGAAAGGAGAUAGAUUAAUUGCAAUGUGAAUAAAUAUACUGUGAAUUAAGUUUGAUGUUUAGUAAAGGCAUAGUUUGUGUUUAGAAGCAGAGAAGUGUGAAGAAAAUACAAGAAAAGUGUGAAAAGGAGAGAGAUUCAUUGCUAUGUGAAUGACUGAACAAAUGCAAAGCAAAGAAACAGUAAUGUGAUAGGGAAAGCCAUGUAAAGGUGCACUGUGACCCCAUUAUUUCCUGUUCCUUUUAUCUAUGAAAAGUUAAGCUAACACAGUUCAAAAUCUUGCUUCAUCGUGACAUUUUACUGUUAGUGGUAUCGUUGACUUCAAUCCUUGCUCUCUCUAUGACACAAACUAAUCUGACGUUCUCUCUGGUCUAGUUAUCCUUGAAGUGGUAAGUCAGUGUACCCAAGAAUUAUCACUUUAUAAAGACAUAUAACAGUGAUAUACUAAUGAUGGUACCUUCACUUUAUUUGCUGUUAGUUGCAGUCUAAAUCAUCUAGCUAUUCUCUCUUGUUAUUUUUGCAGUGGUAAGCUAGUGUAUUUAAUCUCACAUGAUAUAUUCCUCUAAUGCUGACAGAUUCCCUUCAUUCCUUCAUCAUUGCUCCAUAGACACUAACAUUCCCCUGCCUGGUGCAUGCUAAGACUGUGUGCUGGGAAUUGUGGUGGUGAUCUGAGGUACUGGUGAUAGUGGUGGUGGUUGUUUUGGUGCUGUGGUGCUGUAGUUGUGUUGUUCUAGGUGCUUCCAUUCCAGUGAGGUGUUGAAUUGUGUUGUUUGUUGGGGUGUGUUUUGUUUUGUCCUUGUGCUUCUGUCUAUGAUUGUGUUUCUCAAUUACUGAAGUAUAGAGAGUGCGUUGUGUACUGUGUCUGAAGCUUUGCUGUGUGUAUGUGUGUGUUUGUGUUUCUUUGCUGAGGUGAAGGAAGAUUUUAAGGUCCUCUGUGUCCCACUGUAGUCUGUGAGGAGGCUUUGUAAUGUGUCUGUUGCCAUAGUUAAGGUGCAGAUAGGUACUGUUGGUCUUGUUGAGCUGUCACUUGUUCCUAAAGUCAUCUUGUACGUGUCACUAACUAUUGUGCAAGGUGUUUUUUAAUGGUGUGUGUAGUUGUCUCAAUUUACACAACUUCCUUGGGUUCUUCCUCUUCUUAACUGAAACUUGAUUGAGUUCUUCAUCUUCGGUAUUUCCUUGUAUGUGCUGGAGGAAAGUCUUAAUGUGUUGAGGUCCCACAAGGCUGUCUCAUUUCUCUGUGAUUUUGUGAGGGUUUUUCUUCUCCCCAAUCAUUGUUUCCUUAGCUCUCAGUUUAUACAAUCCUCCCAAUCUGCUUAUGUGCAUGUAGUUUCAAGGUUGUCUCAUUCUGCCUUAUUCUCUCUUGUUCUUAAUCUUAUCAAAUAUGUGUUUCUUUGCAUGGUUGAAGUGGAAGAAAGUUGAAUUCCACUCUUAAAGUCUCACAAGGUGUCCAGUUUUCUGAGUAAAGGAGCAGUUGUAAGUUCUCCUGAUUCACACAGGUCUUGUUGUUGUGUUGUCUUGGUCUUUGUGGUGCACCAGGGUUGUGUUAGGCUUCCUAAUGCAUUCACUUCCUUACUGAUCUUUGAAUUCUGUGCUUCCCUGUCUUUGCUGUGUUUGUGACUGCUGUGUGUGUUUGUAUGGAGACGAACUUUGUGCCAAACUUCAUUGAAAUCUAUCUUCCUUCCCUCUUUUCACUUCACUAUUUCCUGCCCAGUGUUGCUUUGUAUAGUGCUAUGUUUACUUGUGCUUGGACUGCACAGGUUUAUGGUUUAUUCUACAUUAAUGGUGAGAGAACAGUUGAGUGAAACAUUGAUAACAUAGAACAUAAGAUAUUUUUAUACAGUCAUGUCUAGUGUUAUUUGUAAAGAUUUGUAACUUAAGAGAUUGGUGUCAUUGUUGUGAUAACUUGUGGUGCCGUGUUGUAUUGUGUUGUGCUGUGCUGUGCUGUGCUGUGCUGUGCUGUGUUCAGGGUGCCAUUGCCAUGGUUAGUGCUGGUGUGUGAGUAGUGUUGUGUUAUGGCAGAACAAAUGUUGUGUUGCUGGUGACACUGAUGGUGAGAGAAAGUUUGUGGAAGUGAGGUACCAUCAGCCUGCCAGGGAUUGGUGUGGUGGUGUGGUGGAGGGCAGUGCAGUGACUGUGACAGGUGUUUGUGAAUGUAGUGACAGGGGACGCGUGGCACAGACUGACAUGCUCGUGUUUCAGUGAGGUGAGGCAAGGAAGUGGUGGUGGUGGUGGUGGAGAGGCAGCAUGGUGGGGGUAAGGAAGCUGAGGCUGGUGGUGGUGAUGGUGGUGAUGGUGUUGGUGGUGACGGUUGUGCGGUGGAUGGGCAGUGGGGUUGGCAGUGGUGGGGGACAGGGCAGUACGGUGGGGGGCCAGGAUCCCCUGGCUGGCCUGGUCGUCAUUGUGCGGGAAUUUGAGAAUUUUGACAACGACCUUGAGGACACAGCACACUCAGUGGUGGCAGCGUGUGGUGGGCUGUGCCGUGUGCUGGUGGCCAGUGAUGACCUGGUGUACCCACCACUGCGCCUGCCCCAGGGGGCCACACCCCUAGUGUUGACCCCUGGCCUAAUGCGGAGACGGCCCAGCCUGACUGCCUAUCUGGCUGGCAGCCGCUACGUGCUGCUGCUGCCUGACGGGGCCCGGGUGUCCUCUGCAGCUCAGCUGUUGGACCUGCUGGGCCUGCUGGAGGCGGGGGACACACGAGUGGUGGCAGUGGGGGUGGGCGGUGCUAUGCUGGCCUGUCACCGCUACACACUGGACCUGCCGGCCUGGACUCUCUCCGUGGCACCGGCGCCAGGCAGUGAGGCUUGUGACGCUGUGUCAGGCCGCGCUGCACUGCUGCUCACCACUGACAGCCUGCUGGAGCUGAGCCUGCCCCUGGCUCGCCCACUGCCUCUGGCUCUGGGUGUGCAGGGCGCAGCGCGGGGCUGGAAGGUGCGAGUUGGACGUGGGGGCCUGUUGGGCGAGGGACGGCAGCUGCUGGCCUCAGAGCACCUGCGGUGGAAGGCCACAGCAGCGGAGGAGGAGCGGCGUGUGGCGCUGUUUGCUGCUGUGGGUCUCAAGAAGGUGGUGGGGCCGGGCGGGGAUGUGCGCUGGUAUGGCUGCACCCGCACCUCACAACGCUGCUUUCCCACCGUGGUGCAGGACACGCCUGACUACUUGCUGCGUGGCCGCUGGACGCCGCCCUGCUGCCUGGAGGGGCUGCGGGCCACGGCACGGCACGUGUUCCAGACACUGCGUGGCUGCCGGGUGCGGUGGUGGUUGGAGGGCGGGUCACUGCUGGGCGCAGUACGGGGUGGCGACCUGCUGCCAUGGGACUAUGACGUGGAUGUGGGCGUGUAUGCCGCUGAUGCUGAGCGCUGCCCGCCACUGCGUGCUGCCCGUUGGCAGACGCUGGAGGAUGCAGACGGCUUCGUGUGGCAGCGUGCGGCAGAGGGCGGCUUCUACCGUGUCCACUACAGCACUGCUAACCACCUGCACGUGGACGUGUUCCCCUUCACGCCCCGCGGCGGCACCAUGACGCGGGGUGGGGCCUGGGCCACUGGCCACCGUCAGGAUGUGGACUUCCCGGAGCACUUCCUGCGGCCCAUCGCCUCCGUGACCUUCGCUGGUGUGAUGGCUUCCGCGCCAAACAAUGUGAGGGACUUCCUGGAGCUCAAGUUUGGCCCGGGGGUGAUUGAGACGCCCCAGUAUCCAAACCCUGAGGUGCCCCUGCCUGGUAACAUGUCUGCCCUCCUACACAGGCUAUGAGAAGUAGGGGUCACAGGUGUGUGUGUGUGUGUGUGUGUGUGUGUGUGUGUGUGUGUGUGUGUGUGUGUGUGUGUGUGUGUGUUAAACCAACUUUUAUGACUUCAGGAUGUAGCGUACUUUUUGUACCUCUACUGUGUGUGUGUGUGUGUGUGUGUGAGAGAGAGAGAGAAAGAGAGAGAGAGAGAGAGAUUGGUUGAGAAUUUCUUGGUGCUGAAAGAGCUAGACUCAUAUGUUGGAGAGAGAGAGAGAGAGAGAGAGAGAGAGAGAGAGAGAGAGAGAGAGAGAGAGAGAGAGAGAGAGAGAGAGAACGGAAACAGAGACAGAGACAGAAUAAUGACUGAAAAUUAGAAAUAGUAAUUCUCAAUGCAACUGACUGAGUGUGAUUUAAAGAUGCAAUUUGAUUUCCAUGCCUUGUGUUUUGUUACUUGUGAUACUUUUAUAAGACAGCAGCGGCAGCAGCAGCAGAGUGAGUGAGCAAUAAGUGUGGAGGUGUCCCGGCACAAACCUUGGUACAGUAGUUGUAUUAGUAUAACCAAAUAUUGCCAAGUAUAUUUAGAUAAUCAGAAGUAAGACUGCAGUAAGUAAUCAAAUUAGGUAACUGACUUAGUGCAAUUAGUUAUGGGAAAGCAAUUACUUCAACUUAUCAUUCAAAUAUAUAUACCUGUACCACAAUCUUGCAUUGCUCAACUUGUCAAACUUCAAACCUGUGUCAAAUGAGAUGUAUACUGUGUGCAUGUGUUUUGUUGAGGGCAAAGUAAGGAAGUGGCCAUGCAAAUUACUUCUGUAACUUCAAAAAUACUUGUAUUUUAUAGAGUGUAGUAUAUGAAUUUUAUGUUGGUUGUGGUGUAGUAAUGGCAAGAGUGAAAAAGAUGUUCUGGCAAAAUAACUAUUCACAACUUUCAAAUUGUGUCAAAUUAAAUGUAUGUAAAUUUCUUCGACACUCAUGUGAUUUGCUGAUGGUGAGAGUGAAGGAGUAAAGGAGGGAUGGAAGGAAAGAAGGGUAAGGAUGUGCAAAAUAAUUAUAUCCCUUACUAAUCGUAAGUCAAUUUGUUUUCCCUUGUGUGGUUCAGUUGUGAUAAGAGUGAAGGAAGGAAAGAAAUAGUGGUGUAGUUAUUGGAAUGAAAGUGGAUUUGUAUUAAUGAAUCUCAACUCGUGUGGUUUGACAAAGAGGGCGAGGGAAGGAAGGAAGUGGUGGUGUAGUCAUUGCACUGAAAGCUGAUUGUGAUCAUUCCACUCACCUGACUCAGUAAUGGUCAGAGUCUGAAGGAAUGAUAGAAGUUUUCAAGCAAUUGUUUUACCAAAAGCUAAUAUUGUUAACUCUCUCCACUCAACUUAGCCACUCUGUAAUGAUUAGUCUUUGAAUGAAGGAACAAAGGCAGUGAGUGAGAGCUAAGAUUACUGAAUCACUCUCUACCAACAUGACUGAAUCUCUCCACGCAUCUCAGUAACUCUAACAAUUAAAUAAGGACAGUGUCCAAGCAGUUAUUUGAUUGAGGGCUAAUUCUACUGAAUCACUUCACUACAAAAAAUAUUUAUAGGUGCAGCACUAGUCAAAAGCCAAGUGUAUACAGUCUGCCAUGUAGUAUAUACAUAUAUAUGACUCAAAUACUAGUAGUAACUCAUCUUUCCAACCAUUACACUUAGUAGCUUUUCCAGUUUUGUAGCAAUACUCAAGUUUGCUUCCUGGUGAGUGCAUGCCUCACAUGCUGUGCUUCAUAGGGUCAGAAUGAGCUUCCCAUAGCCAUAGGCAGGCAGGCAGGCAGGCAGGCAGAUAGGUAGGCAGGCUCCACAAUGGUGCAUGGUUUGGCCAGUAAGACUCCUCUCUUUUCUACAUACAUAGAGACAAGGACAUUUCAGAAAGCAGUUAGAAGUACACAUGGCUGAAUUUGCUUUUAUUUCUGUCUUUAAUUCCCCAAUUACAGUGCAAAUGUUUUCCUGCAUCUCUAUAAUUUUUGUACUGCAGUGUCUUAAAUUAAUCGGAUGAUUAGAAAAGACAAGAUUGAUUUCCCUCCCUCUCCCACCUUACACUGUAUGUUGAUAUUGUGUCUUUGCAUCUGUCACCAUACGAAUAGUAUUUCUUACAGUGCUCUAAUUCUUAAUACAGGAAGAACUUACCAGUGAAAGGAUUAAAAUGUAUUUGUAAUGGAAGAGUAUAGAUUCUGGGUGACCAUUUAUCUUUGUGAUGGAAGUGCCUGCAUGUCAGUCUGUCUGUUAGCCUUGUGAGGGAUUGUAGUGAGCUGUGGUGGUGGCGUUUGGAGGGCAAAAAGUGUGUCUGCUGUUUGUACACUCUUUGGUGAUGCUCAAUAAAUGCAUGAUGUUGC
This is a messenger RNA of Portunus trituberculatus (swimming crab), 7607 nucleotides long. RefSeq names its product fukutin-related protein-like. Gene Ontology annotation, biological process: protein O-linked glycosylation via mannose. The record is from RefSeq and is a predicted model, not a curated record. Bases 3784 to 5286 code for a protein of 500 amino acids. Gene Ontology annotation, cellular component: Golgi apparatus. The transcript has 4 exons. NCBI's taxonomy places the organism in Eukaryota, Metazoa, Arthropoda, Malacostraca, Decapoda, Portunidae.